AUGCUUGCAAAGUCUCAGACAGCACCAGACAAUAAAGAAUUGCGACUCCUGCGGCCCAAGAAGGACCGGACGCGUCCUACACACAUCACGUUGACGCGUGUGACGCGUGACAACCUCGGCAAAAGCGACGAUUGGCUCAUCAAACCUCUGAAACUCGAGAACGCGACAAUGACACCCUCAGAGACUGCGCCUCUACUCCGCCAAGAAUCCACGACAUCGUAUGCCCCGGACGAAGAACACGAUGACGUUACGGCGACGCGAAACACCUUUGCUCGCAAUCUUGGUGCGCUGGAUGGGUUCGCGCUGCUGAUAAGCAUCGUCAUCGGCUCGGGAGUGUUUUCAUCGCCUGGGCCUAUCGAUGCGAACGUUCCGUCACCUGGUGCUGGACUCCUCGUAUGGCUAGUUGGUGGAGUUUUAGCAUGGACAGGUGCUUUGACAAUGGCUGAACUGGGUACCGCAUUCCCCGGAGAAGGCGGAAUCCAGCCUUAUCUCACCUACAUCUAUGGCGACGUCUUUGGAUACAUGGCUGCUUGGUCUUGGGUAGUGGCCACCAUGCCUGCUACCCUUGCUAUUCUCAGCAUAGUAUUUGUGGAGUCCAUUUACUCCAGUUUGGGCGUGAACGAACCAGAUCCGCCUCUCACCCACAAGCUAUUGUCUCUACUUGUCUUAGUAUUUGUAACGACGUUGAACUCCAUUAGCACCAAGACAAGUACUCGGCUGUCUAGUUUCUUCGUCGCCAUAAAGCUGCUUACCAUUUUUCUCCUUAUCGUAUCUGGUUUAGUGGUCGUCUUUGUCUUUGUCGGUAAGAGUAAGGACCUUGGAGGUCGCGAUUGGCAUCAAAAUAAUUGGUUCUCUCCAAGAGACACCAUACUGCCCGAUGGGUCGAAAUUCGAUUGGACGAAAGUGACUACGUGGGAGUCACUCGGCUUUUACAGUACAGCGUUGUACGGAGCUUUGUGGGCGUAUUCCGGCUGGGACAAGGCGAAUUACGUCGCGGCAGAAUUGCGUCAACCCAGUCGCCAACUACCACUUUCCAUCAAUACCGCUAUACCCACAAUCAUACUAUGCUAUGUCGCCGCCAACGCUGUCUACUACGUUCUUCUCCCUUGGAAGGUAGUGUCGACAACGGAUGCUGCUGCUGUGACAGCUGUUACCCACUUCCUUGGCAAGGGAGUAGCUUACUUCGCUACCGCGCUCAUAUGUCUCGUCAUUGCAGGCUCCGCCCUUGGAAACUCCUUCGUGGCUGGUAGGAUGACCGUCGCAGCAUCUAACAACAAUUGGUUCCCGCAAAUUCUCGGCACAGUCGGUCGCGUCGGUACUCUGAAGGUGACUAAACGCGCCGAUUCGAGCGAGGCAGCUGACACGGCUAUGGAUGAUGGAGAGUCACCAAUCAACGCCCUCAUACUCAACACUGUCCUCUCGGCAGUAUACAUUCUACUCGGCAACAUGCGCAUCUUACUGACUCUCAAUGGCCUUGCCGAGUAUGCUUUCUUCUUCCUCACGGUUCUCGGCGCAAUUAUAUUACGAUUCCGCGAGCCUGAUCUACCCCGGCCUGUGAAACCGUUCAUUCUCAUCCCUAUACUGUUCGCUAUAAUCAGCGGUUUCGUCGUAAUCAGAGGCGCAGUAUUCGCGCCCGUUCAAGCAGCGAUCCUUGUAGGAAUAUGGCUCUGCGGUCUUGUAUUUUACUUCAUCCGGCUAUGGGUUCUGAAGAAGAGGGAUGGAAGAUGA
Molecule: messenger RNA, 1728 nt
Organism: Alternaria incomplexa
Lineage: Eukaryota; Fungi; Ascomycota; Dothideomycetes; Pleosporales; Pleosporaceae
Exons: 4
Coding region: 1-1728 (575 amino acids)
Biological process (GO): amino acid transmembrane transport
Cellular component (GO): membrane
Molecular function (GO): L-amino acid transmembrane transporter activity
Source: RefSeq, a predicted model, not a curated record